UCGGAUCAACAUCAACCGAAUAUCAUAAACAUCGAAAGUUGUUUUUUUUAAAUCUGUGAUCCCGGCAAAAACUGUGGUUUUUUUUACUAAUGCAAUGAUAAUUUUGAAACAUUUUUACAAAUAUCCACUGACCAAAUGAUGGAGGUGCCGCGUCCAUUAAAACAUUUGGUACAAAAAGUCAUGAGAGGAUUCUAUCCAUGUGAACAUAUGAUUGUAGUUGAUCUAUUAAUACGACGAGUCGUCUUAAAAGAAGAUGAUAUGAUUGAAUUACUUCGAUUUGAAAAGAAACAGCUUCGCGGCGUUUUAGCUUUAUUAAAAAAUGAUAAAUUAAUCAAAUUUAAGCUUAGAAUGGAGACCGGCCUCGAUGGUAAAGCUUUUAGGCAAAAUUAUUAUUAUAUCAACUACAAAGAUUUUGUUAAUGUUAUAAAAUACAAACUUGAUCAUAUAAGGAAAAAAUUCGAGUUGAUUGAUCGUGAUAAUACAUCGAGAGCUUCGUUCAUCUGUUCUUAUUGUAAAAAAUCAUUCACCGAUCUUGAAGUCGACAUGUUGUUGGACAGUUCCGGCGAGCUCAGAUGUACACAUUGCGGUAGUGAGGUUUGCGAAGAUCCCAAUCAUCUACCUAAAGCCGAUUCUAGAAAAAUGUUGGCAAAAUUCAAUGAAACAAUGGAACCAUUAUAUAUGUUGCUCAAAGAGAUUGAAGAUAUUCGAUUGACAGCCGAAUUAUUGGAUCCAGAUAUCGACAGUCGAAUCGAACAACCACAACAGAAUUAUGAUGGUACAUUUUCUACCGGCAAAUGGAGUGAUAAAAAUAAAGGGCUUUUUGGCCAUGCAAUGGCAAAUAUGAAUCAUUUCAAUGUCAAAAUUGAUGAUACCGAUUCAUCGAAUAAUAGUCAAAAUCAACCGAAAAAAGAGCAGCCAAUCUGGAUGAUGGAAAGCACAAUAUCAGGUGCAGCAAAUAGUAUGGGCAUAGAAAAUGGUGGCAAGAUGAACAAAAUGGUUAAUGGUAAUGCAAUGAAUACAUCGGCAAAUACUCGCCCAUUAAUCGAUACAAUUGAUCUGCCAUCAAGUUUAAUUGAGCUUAGCUCUGAGCAAGCCAAAGAAGUUUUAGAAAUUCUAUUAUCAUAUGAAAAACCUAAUGAUCCUCGAUGGUUUAGAAUAUGUAAAUAUUUUGGUUUUGCUAAUGAUCCUGAUGAUGAAGGUGUUGAUUUUAACGAUAUGAAUGAUGAUCCAAUGAAUCAAAAUGGUAAUAAUAAUAUUAAUGUCGAUAUGAAUUUUUUCAAUCAUCUACCAUUUAUACGUGUAAAUGGUCAUCUUGUUUCAUUGAUUGAUCUAUCCGAUGAACAUAUUGUCAAAAUGAAUGAUAUGGAAAAACAAGACUAUAUUAGAACAGCACAGCAACUAUAUGCAACCGUUUUCGAUAUUUAAUAUUCAUUCAUAAUA
Dermatophagoides farinae (American house dust mite) is the source of this 1440-nucleotide messenger RNA. It is a transcript of the gene TfIIEalpha, whose product is annotated as transcription factor IIEalpha. Lineage: Eukaryota; Metazoa; Arthropoda; Arachnida; Sarcoptiformes; Pyroglyphidae. Gene Ontology annotation, cellular component: transcription factor TFIIE complex. Gene Ontology annotation, biological process: transcription initiation at RNA polymerase II promoter. The record is from RefSeq and is a predicted model, not a curated record.